AUGAAUCUGUCUGGUCUCACGGGUUCUGCGCCUGAUCUCUCGGGGGACUCAAUUGCUGGUACUACCCAUGAGUGGUCUAUCAAGACCAACUACUACACUGCAAGCGUCCCAAUAUGGCUUGAUGAGAUACAUGAGCCUGAGAUAUGGUGUAAGGAAUUUUUGGCACCAGAAGCUCGAGAAGUUUUGACAGUACUUGGUGCCUUUAUUGUAUGUUUUCGAAAGCCAAUCGAUGAAGCCGAGUUGCAAGCUUUUAAGAUUCUUCUGGAGAGUGUGGCCGAAGUUGUGAAGGAAGGUUGUGGCUAUACCUGGGAUGGUGUCUGUUUAGCUGUGGCAAUGCCACAGUCCACGACUCCGUGCUUGGAGAAGAAGUUCGACGAGUGGGAAGAUUUAUGCCAGGAGCAUGGUUUUGAGUUUGUUGACUUUGAAAGUAAGGGUAGAAAUGAAUACUCAGAACCUAUGGGCCUCGAAAGGUUGAAGGAAGCUUUAGAAGCGAAUGAAUGGGAUGGAGGUGACGAUGACGGGGAAGGAAUUGAUUUAGGCGAUCUCGAAGAGGAUGGUGAUGACGAUAAAAGUAUUGGAUUUGGAAUCGAAGCAGCUGAGAUGGAGAUGGAGAUGUUCGGUAUGAAACAGGCAAUUCAAAACGAGUCUACGGAAAAUACGGGCGCCGAUGAGGAAGAUGAGAAUGAGGAUGGAGUAGAACAGCUUGAAGCUUUAAUGUUGAGGAUGCAAGCAGUCAAAGAUAUGGGAGCGGAUUUGCCUGAAGCGGAGAGGAAAAGGUUUGCUGCAAAAGCCGUUAACGAUUUAAUGAAAACGUUAUAA
Sclerotinia sclerotiorum 1980 UF-70 is the source of this 819-nucleotide messenger RNA. RefSeq lists its product as hypothetical. The record is from RefSeq and is a predicted model, not a curated record. Gene Ontology annotation, molecular function: protein-macromolecule adaptor activity. NCBI's taxonomy places the organism in Eukaryota, Fungi, Ascomycota, Leotiomycetes, Helotiales, Sclerotiniaceae. The coding region runs from base 1 to 819 and encodes 272 amino acids. Gene Ontology annotation, biological process: vesicle-mediated transport. The transcript is spliced from 4 exons.